CGACAAAACAUGUCUGACAUAAUUCACCGAAACUCAACCCAAAAUUUUUUUAUUCGUCCUCAAAAUUUUUUCAUCAGUGGUUUUUCUAACGUUCCACACGCAAAAUACUACUUCAUUUUCUUAUGUUGCAUCUAUAUCAUCACUGUCUUGGCGAACUCUUUUGUCACAUUUAUUAUAUAUGUGGACCGUUCUCUUCACAUCCCAAAAUAUAUGGCGAUUUUUAACUUAGCAGUAGCUGACUUGGGUGAAAGCACAGCUAUUUUUCCUAACGUCAUUAACGUCUGUCUGUUAAAUAUACAGCAAAUAACCUAUGAAGCCUGCUUGACUAACAUGUUUUUUGUAUUCUUCUUUAACUCCAUGCAGUCAUUCACACUUCUUCUUCUAGCAUAUGACAGGUUUGUUGCAAUUUGCUUCCCACUGAGGUACCACAGCAUUGUCACAAACACUUCAAUGGGCAUUAUUCUCACUGUGGCAUGGGGAAUAAAUUUUAUGCUUUUGUGUCUUGCCGUUGCUUUGAUCACCAGACUGUCUUUCUGUAAAUCCACAGUUAUUGAUAGCUACUUCUGUGACCAUGGUCCGCUAUACAGACUGGCCUGCAAUGAUAAUCUACCAAAUAAUAUAUUAGGAAUAGUGUACAUGAUCUUAUAUUUAUUUUUACCCUUAAUUGUGAUUGGUUUAUCUUAUGCAUGUAUUUUGCUGUCAUUGUUUAAAAUUGCAUCAUGGGAGGGACACUGGAAAGCCUUAAAGACCUGUUUUUCCCACCUAAUAUUAGUGUCAGUAUAUUAUUUUCCAAUAUUGGGUAUUUACAUAGGUGCAAUGGCCGGCUCUGUCCACCGUAAUGCAAGGAUUAUUAAUAUAUCGCUUUCCUAUGCCAUUCCUGCCAUGUUAAACCCCAUUGUGUAUUCUCUGAAUACUGCUGAGAUCAAGGAUUUUGUAAAAAAAAUUAUCAGAAGAAAUAAGCACAGAGUUCAAGAAGCCACAUCAGAUAGACAUUAG
This is a messenger RNA of Paramormyrops kingsleyae, 996 nucleotides long. Its product is annotated as olfactory receptor 1-like. Gene Ontology annotation, molecular function: G protein-coupled receptor activity; olfactory receptor activity. Gene Ontology annotation, cellular component: plasma membrane. The record is from RefSeq and is a predicted model, not a curated record. NCBI's taxonomy places the organism in Eukaryota, Metazoa, Chordata, Actinopteri, Osteoglossiformes, Mormyridae. Gene Ontology annotation, biological process: G protein-coupled receptor signaling pathway.